Spinacia oleracea (spinach) is the source of this 844-nucleotide messenger RNA. Its product is annotated as ubiquitin-like protein 5. Lineage: Eukaryota; Viridiplantae; Streptophyta; Magnoliopsida; Caryophyllales; Amaranthaceae. The transcript has 3 exons. Gene Ontology annotation, biological process: protein modification process. The record is from RefSeq and is a predicted model, not a curated record. Gene Ontology annotation, molecular function: protein binding. Bases 254 to 475 code for a protein of 73 amino acids.
GAGUACAAGUUUUGGUGUUUUCCCAAAUUCAAUUUUCCUUAUCAUUAUCGUCGUCGUGUCAAUCAAAAACCCUAAUUCGUUCCGAUUCAAUUUCAGCCUCGCAAUUUCUCUAUCCUCCCCAUCUCGAUUCCCUCCGCUUUCUCUCUCCUAAUUCCGACAACCAUCUCCGGCACCGCCUGAUCAAUCAAUCCAUCUGCUCAUUUAUCGAUUUCAGAUAAACAUCUUUCACCAGGUGAGACAAAAAGAAGGAAAGAUGAUUGAGGUGGUGUUGAACGACAGAUUGGGGAAGAAAGUGCGCGUAAAGUGCAACGAAGAUGACACCGUUGGAGACUUGAAGAAGCUUGUUGCUGCUCAGACUGGUACUCGCUCUGAAAAGAUACGAAUUCAGAAGUGGUACACAAUUUACAAGGAUCAUAUCACGCUCAGGGAUUACGAGAUUCAUGAUGGCAUGGGUCUCGAGCUCUACUACAAUUGAUCACCUUCUUCUUCAUGGCUUGCAGCUGGAGCAAGACAUUGUGCAAAAAGGAGGGAUAGUUUCGACCAAGGAUUAAGUAUUGGAAACCUUUGUAUUUUCUAGCAAAACCAAACAAAAAGAAAGUUAUUAAAUCGCGCUUGAGCCUUGAUGUGUAGAUCCUUUUGCAGGUCUCUGUAAACUUUGUUUCAAGAACCACUGUGAAUAAACCAUGCCUAAUUCUGAAACUUUAGUUACUGUUUUCUUGUGAGAUAUAUUUCAGGCCUCAUCCUGUUUAACCAAAUUGUGUGACAAAUUAUUGCAUGACAUUCUUGAUGCAUCGAAGUUGUGUACGGAUACUUGUGUUUAGUGUUCAUGUUUCUUUGUGGUUGA